Messenger RNA from Solanum dulcamara, 1032 nucleotides. RefSeq lists its product as uncharacterized. The transcript is spliced from 3 exons. NCBI's taxonomy places the organism in Eukaryota, Viridiplantae, Streptophyta, Magnoliopsida, Solanales, Solanaceae. Bases 141 to 668 code for a protein of 175 amino acids. The record is from RefSeq and is a predicted model, not a curated record.
UUGGCCCUUUUUAUCCAAUUGAUGGAUGAAAUUGCUAAACUAUACUCCUACUCCAGUAAUUAGGGUCUUCUUUUAACUCUUUCAAAAAGGAGCGCAACUGCUAUUGCAUUUUUGUUUUGAAUUACGAUCAUCUUCAGUCAAUGGCCUCGGGAGGGAAUUGGGGAAACGAAGAGGAGUUGGAGCUGGUUAACGAGGAUGGCUUCGUCUACAAGCGUCGGAAGAAGUUUCAACUUGACCCAACCACCUCCGCUGCUCCCAAGCUCAAAGAUCCGGCAAUUGAGGAGAAGAAUCGACUGCAAAGGAAGAAAACGGCGCUCAUCAAAAUCAAAGACAGAUACCAAAACGAGAUCAACCAAUGGGAACUUUUAUCAACAACAUUGACUGAAAUGCAGCAAAAUCAGCCAAAACUUCACGAAAGGGACACUGUAUCAUUCGACUCCCGUGAUCCGCCGGCCAUGUCAUCGGAUCCCACUUGCCAACCCCUUGUUGAUCAGCUCCUUACUCAGGUUGAAGCACAGGAGGCUGUAAUUGGCAACAUAUCAAAACUUUGCGAUGUUGUUGAAGCUGUCUGGACUGCACAAGAAGAAAAAAUGAAACAGUCAGUUUUGGACCUUCCAAUCUGGGCACACACACCUGGUGAACUUAUUUCUUCCCUAUGUGCAGAUUGAGUUCUGCAAGAGAAUUUUACCAGAGAAAAAAUACGUUUCUGUGGUGAACUUGCCGACCAUAUAAUUUUAAGUUACUAAAUUAACCUGUGUUGAUUGUACAAAGUGACUCCAGGACAAGAAGUACUGAAGAUCAGCUAUGACACUGGGUUGCCUCAAUUCUUUUUUCCAGAGAAAAGAUUAUCUAACUCAUGUUAAUAUGGAUAGGCAAAACGAUAUGCCAUUUUACUCUAUAGUUUUGUUCUUUCAUGUAGAUCAUCUUUAUGGUUGUCAAACGUCAUUUUUAAGGGACGUAUGUUGAUCCUAGAUAUGUUGCCCUUAAUGAUGAGCUGAUAUUUAAGAAUGAAAAGUGAGUGAGAAUCAACCA